GCAAAGAAGAACUGCAAGCCAUCUGGGACGACCCACCCGGCAACGCGCCAAACAUCGAUGACGAUGGCGAUGCUUCUUGGGGACCUGUCGUUCUGUGUGCUGCCAUCACGUGGAACGAUUUCCAAGGAUGGCUCAACCGCAACGAAGGGCGAGUGAGACGAUGGGUCUUUGAGCCCCUUGCAGAUGGAACGGGGAAAGGACGAGUGGUCUUGUACAGCAUCACGUCCAUCGUUCACUCGAAAACAGCAGGUCAAAUCGCAACCGCCAUCCGCGAUCAACAACUGAUCCUACAUGCCGCACUGGAAAUCAUGGUCAAGAACCAGACUGUUGUCGUAUUCCUGCGGGUCUGGCAGUUGGAGGAGCGGUGCUGGAGGCUGCCUGCAGACAACCAUCCAUACCCCAAUGUCAUUGUUGAAAUCGCCUACAAGAAUAAAGCCCUGGGUCGACUCCGUGCGAAACUUUGGCAAUCUUGUGCCAGCGUGGGCAGCCCAAUCAAGAAGUGGAGUUUGGUCAUCCUCGUUCGCCUCCACUAG
Molecule: messenger RNA, 533 nt
Organism: Aphanomyces astaci
Lineage: Eukaryota; Oomycota; Saprolegniomycetes; Saprolegniales; Verrucalvaceae
Exons: 3
Source: RefSeq, a predicted model, not a curated record